AUGAACGUUUCAGCAGAGCGGAAGGCUGUCUAUCUAGUGACCGGUGCAAGCCGCGGUAACAAGUCCAGGGCUUCUGCUGAAAGCACAGUUUCAUCUAACGAUAAUCUAACAAUAAUAGGUCUCGGAAAAGGACUUGUCGCCGCGUUUCUCCUGCGUCCGAAUAGUAUCGUCGUCGCCGGCCUUCGCAAUGUGGCCUCCCAAGCAGCGACGCUUGAUGCGCUUCCCAGAGGACACAAUUCCGAACUGAUAGUCGUCCAGCUAGACUGUGCCUCGCGAACUGAACCCGAAGAAGCAGUAAAAUCUCUGCAGCACGACCACGGAAUAACCUAUCUAGACGUGGUGAUCGCGAACGCAGCCAUCGCCGCAAACUACGGGCCAGCUUCCACCAUGCCUCUCGAGCACCUAGAAGCACACAUGCAAACCAACGCCUACGCCGUUCUUCUUCUCUUCCAAGCCACUCGACUCAUGCUCCAGGCAGCGGGGGCGGAAAACAACAGACCACCGCAAUUCAUCUGCAUCGGCGCGCCAAUCAGCACGAUCACCGAGCUGGAAAGCUGUGCUCGGGCACCACUGACAAACUACGCGCUCUCGAAACUGGCAGCGUGCUACCUUGUGCGAAAGUUCCACUUUGAGAAUAAGUGGCUGCUAGCGUACAUUAUCGACCCAGGACAUAUCCAGUCCGACAUGGGCGCCCAGGCGGCCAGGCUCUUUGGGCGCAAGGAGGCGCCGACCACUAUCGAGGAGAGCGUGACUGGAAUUUGUUUCAGGAUGGCCGAGGCCAGCAAGACGACAACUUCUGGACGCUUUAUUCUUUUCUCGGAUGGCUCUGAUGUUCCUUGGUAG
Messenger RNA from Aspergillus puulaauensis, 843 nucleotides. RefSeq lists its product as uncharacterized. Bases 1 to 843 code for a protein of 280 amino acids. Lineage: Eukaryota; Fungi; Ascomycota; Eurotiomycetes; Eurotiales; Aspergillaceae. The transcript is spliced from 3 exons. The record is from RefSeq and is a predicted model, not a curated record.